AUGGUCAGCUCCUGUUGUGGCUCCAUCUGCUCUGACCAGGGCUGUGGCCAGGAGACCUGCUGCCAACCCAGCUGCUGCCAGACCACCUGCUGCAGGACCACCUGCUGCCGCCCCAGCUGCUGUGUGUCCAGCUGCUGCAGGCCCCACUGUUGCCGUCCAGUCUGCUGCCAGCCCACCUGUUGCCGCCCCAGCUGCUGUGUGUCCAGCUGCUGCCGCCCUAGUUGCUGUGUGUCCAGCUGCUGCCGCCCCAGCUGCUGUGUGUCCAGUUGUUGUAGGCCCCAGUGCUGCCAGUCCCUGUGCUGCCAGCCCACCUGCUGCCGCCCCAGCUGCUGCCGCCCUAGCUGCUGCCGUCCCUGCUGCUGCCUGCGUCCAGUCUGUGGCCAAGUCUCCUGCCACACCACCUGCUAUCGCCCAACCUGCGUCAUCUCCACCUGCCCCCGGCCCCUGUGCUGCGCCUCUUGCUGCUGA
Molecule: messenger RNA, 468 nt
Organism: Otolemur garnettii (small-eared galago)
Lineage: Eukaryota; Metazoa; Chordata; Mammalia; Primates; Galagidae
Product: keratin-associated protein 4-6-like
Exons: 2
Coding region: 1-468 (155 amino acids)
Cellular component (GO): keratin filament
Source: RefSeq, a predicted model, not a curated record